Molecule: messenger RNA, 951 nt
Organism: Echinostoma caproni
Lineage: Eukaryota; Metazoa; Platyhelminthes; Trematoda; Plagiorchiida; Echinostomatidae
Source: the annotation of a GenBank genome assembly
AUGAACAUAAUAAAAGUUGGUCGGACACAUUUACAGGAUGCUGUUCCAAUGACUGUAGGUCAGGAGCUGAGUGCUUUUGUCUCUCAACUGGAUUUCUGUAUUUCCUCCAUCAAAAAUCAUGUGGAUGCCGUUUGUAAGCUGGCUGUUGGUGGAACUGCCGUCGGAACGGGGAUCAAUUGCACUCCUGGAUUUGAUGUUGCUCUCUGCGAACAAAUCAACAGUAUGAUCAAAGAAAAAAAUUCAAAGGCUGGUUCAAACCACAUGCCGGUUCAGCUGAACUUUCAUCCUGCCGAAAACAAGUUUGCCGCUCUCUCCAGUCACGAUGCUCUUCUGCAACUGAGUGGCAGCUUUAACUGCGUGGCCACUGUUCUUCUCAAACUGGCAUCUGAUUUCGCCCUUCUUAGUUCCGGACCGAACUGUGGGUUAGGUGAAUUGGAACUGCCUCCGAAUGAACCCGGUUCCAGCAUCAUGCCAGGCAAGAUCAAUCCAACUCAGUGUGAGUCCAUGAAUAUGGUUGGCAUCCAGCUGAUGGGGAAUCACUUCACAGUAACGAUGGCUGCUUCCCAAGGUCAACUGCAGCUGAACGUCUACAAGCCUCUGAUUGCGCUUAACAUGCUGCAUUCUUGCCAACUGAUUGCUGAUUCAGCCCAAAGUUUCACGGAAAACUGUGUUCGAGGACUAAAGGUCAAUCAAGAUCAACUGCAACGGAAUGUACAACAUUCUCUAAUGCUGGUUACUGCAUUAGCCCCUCAAAUCGGAUAUGAUAAUGCAGCCAAAAUAGCAAACUAUGCUCGACAAAACAAAUUAUCUUUGCGCGAGGCUGCUGUUCAGUCAAAGCUAAUUAAUCCCGAGGAAUUUGAUCUUUUAGUUAAACCGGAAGAAAUGGCCUUUCCUUUGAAAAAGCAAGAAAAUGGACUCAAUGAUACAUUGAUUUUCCAGCAAACUUCGUAA